UUAGAUAAAUUUAAAAAGAAUUUAUAUGCAGUAUACGUGUAGCAUUUUUAUAUUCUAUCAAAAACAUUGAAAAGAGGUUUUCGGUUAUGUAAAAAAAGCCGGAAUUAUUGGAGUCGGAAAAAAAUUGGCUCUUCUUGUUAAAUAAUGGUGGACGAUCGAUAACUAGCUUCCCAUGAAUCUUUACCAUCAUAUCCUUCUUCUCUUCCUGUUAUACAUAAGCUCGCUAGACGUCGCGAACAGUCGUAUAAAACGUAGAAGCCACGAUGACGUCGAACUUAGACGAACAAAAAGGACUGUAUACCAGGCGCUGUUAAAAAAACAGGACCGAAGAAAUGCGGACGAUGAGGGCGUUGAUAUUGAUGAGCGAAGCCUGAUCAACAAACCGCAAAGCAAGAAGAAACCAUACGUGAAACAGCAAGUACAAGACGUGAAAGUUCGCAUUGAGGUGAUUCAUGAAUGGCGGGAUGAAAUGACCAACAAGACGUCGCCUGAAUAUGAAUUACUAGCUGGAAAUAUCAUUGACGCUAUCGCUAACGAGCUAACAGCCGAUCUCCAUUAUGUAUCAUCAGGUGUUUCUAAACUAACAAAAACAAAAUCAAAGCGUAAAAUCAUCGCUGAUGUUGUUAUUCGGUUCUUCAAAACUGAAGCUGAUCCGGUCAGUCAUAUUCAAGGUAUUAUCAAUAAGGGAUGGAUUUCUGGUCAGCAAAUUGACCCAAACUAUUUUAAAAUUAUUGGAGUAGUCAAUGGCAACAAUGAAAAACCGAAAUGGCAUUAUCCGGACGAUGUAGAAUUAAGAGUUGUACCGGCUAUGAUUGCGCCGGGUAGUAAUUCACCGAGUAAAAGUACACCGGUUAGCUCGAAUACUACAAAUACGAAAAAAGAGAAGCCAACACGGUUUAAAGAAAUAAAAAUUUCGAUCAAGUUGAAACAGCGUUAUAGAAUGUUCUUAGAAGAUACAAAUUCACCAGAAUUUCGUGAAUUGAGCGGAAACGUCGAGCAGGCGAUCGCUAAAAUCUUCGUACAUGAUGCUCUUUUCAUCGCCGCCCACGUGGCCGAGUUGAAGGAAAGCGAAGAAGGAAGAGUUAUUGUUAAGUGUUCUUUGCAAUUUAAAAUGGAAGAGAGUUAUGCCAUUGAGAAAUGCCAAGCUAUGAUUUCCAGUGGUGACCUAGCCGGAAUGCCGGUGGACGAACAAUAUUUCGUCGUAAACGGUAUGAACCAAGUUGGCGGUGCAAACGCGACUCAACAGAACAAUACAGGUAGUGCUGUCAGUGGGUCCACAACACCACAAAACUAUCUAAGUGCAAAGGCCGCGCAAAAUAACACGGAUAUUCAGUCUCAGACAAAUGUUGAAUCCAGUAAGCCGAAAGAAGCUCAGGCUUCUACAAACAAGCUUUUUAAACAAAAUGGAUCUCCAACUAAAAUACCAGAUGAUAUACCGCAACCUCAACCAAUGGUAAAACAGUUUAAACCAAAGCCGUUAAAAUAUAAGGAGAUACGAGUGUCUCUCAAGUUAAUCCAAGCAUGGAAUGCGUCGCUUGCCAACAAUUUAACAAAACCGUACGCUAUGUUCAGUGGUAUUAUCGAACAAGCAGUUGAUAGAGCCCUUUCUGCUAAUCCACAUUAUAUCGAUACAACCGUUAUUGAUUUUCUAUCCAGCCCAGAACAAUUAACUAUUGUGAAUAUUGCUGUGCGAUUUCAUCUGGAAGAAGAAGAUCCAGAAGGAAGACUACGAAACAUUAUAAGAGACGGAACGUUAAGUGGAAUACCGGUUGACAAUUCGUUUUUCUUUGUCUUCUCUCUCAGCGAAACAGUUCAGCCUGCUGCAUUUGGAGACUCAAGAAACCAGACAAAACUUGAGCAACCUGAGCAACCUGUUGGAGGUGUCUCUUCAACCAACAAGGCAGAUGAGAACGAAAUCAAAGUUGCAGAACAUAGAAUACAAACAACGUUAGCGCCAUUAACUUCCACUGCUGCUGGUGGCCAGGGAAAUCCAGCAGUUUCAUCUGGUUCUGCGACAGUAGGUGGUCCAUCAAGUGAAAAUGUCACCACUGGUGGAAAAAAUCAGCAAUCUUCUACACCAACUGUAGACGGAAUUGGACAAAAGCAACCAGCAGAAUAUAAGCCAAAUAUUUUAACUACAGCUGAAAAUCUUAAACCAUCAUCGGUUGGCUUGUCAGAUAAUCAAUCUCCUGCACCAAAUGUGACCGUACCCAUAUCGCCGACAAGACCAACGGUAUCUGCUGCUGCUGUUUCCGCUACUUUUAACCCCUACCUUCCAAUAGAAACUAGUUCUCUGCCAUAUCAACAAACUAAUCAAGCUCAAACAACAAGUCAGGGUACUACUCCUGAAGCGGGAAAAGGUUAUUUAGAUUCAAGUCAGGGUACAGUAAGUUCAAACGCUCAAGAUAAUAUUCAGCCAUAUGAUCAAAAUGUUCAACAAAGCUGGUAUCCAACAAACGAGCAAGAACCAGAUGCUUAUAAUCCUUAUAAACCAGCCGAAGCGCUAGCUCAAGUGUCCGAAGCGAUUACGUCGCAUAUCGAGCAGCUUACGUCUGACACACAAAAACUGCAGCAACGCAUGGACAAUCUUUAUAUAAACCCAUUAUAUAAACCGAACGACAACCAAGCUCAGGACGCCACUAUGUACAAUCCUUAUAAACCAGUUGAACCAAAUACGCAAGCAAGUCUUCCCGUUGAAUCGUUGAACACGACUGGUGCGCUGUUCCAAUCCUCAGCAAACACAACGCAGACAAACACAAGCACAGCACAAGAAAACACAUCCAGUGACAUAUAUACACCAGGAGGAGCUCCUACAGAAGCUGAAAUUCCAUCCAAAGGAGAAACUGCAGGAUCCGCGAAUGAAAUAGAAGGGACAAUGACUUUGGAGCAGAGCUGGCACCCAUAUCUUGCAGAUAAAUCAAGCCCUGUCUAUAAAAUAUUAGAACGAGGUGUAGUAACCGCCAUUAAAAAUGUUUACGCGCAAGUGAAUGACGAGGUUACGCCAACCAUUCUUGGAUUUAGUGAAACAAAUAUACCAGCAUCUUCAGUAAGUGUGACAACAGAAAAGAAGGUAGCCGUACGAUUUAAAGUAACAUUCCUGUCAUCUGAAAAAGCGUCAUCGAAACCAUUAGAAGAUGCUGUGUCAGCUAAAUCGGUUGCUGGUAUUUUAAUUUAUCAAAACUCUCUUGUGAUUGCUGCUUCCUUAACCAACACUGAACAAAAUGGAACAAAAAACGCUGAAAAAACUAUAUGUCAGAAGCAGCAAAAAAUGGCUGAAUCAGAAAGCGACGGUGUUCCCGUAGGUGGCUUUACUCCGCAGUGCAAACCUGAUGGUAGUUAUAAAUCUGUCCAAUGUCAUGCUUUGACCGGAUUUUGUUGGUGUGUUAAUAAAGCUGGUGUGAGGAUCAGUGGAACAGAAGAAAGAUACAAACAACCGAAUUGUGAGGGUAUCAAGAUCAGUGGAAAUGUUCAACUACCACAAUCUGCUAACAAAGUAGUUCUUCCUGGUUCUUGCCUAACCGUGUUUAUACAAGAAAUGAUUUCAUGCGGGAGCGACAUCAACUGCCACAUACCUGUUAUUGCCAACGAAACCAUAAGAAACGUGAUUGUACGGAACAACUCCAUCCCGUAUGAACUAACCACCACUAAGUUGAAACAAGGACGCUACGUCAUAACUGCUGUGGUUAAUAACGGCUGGUGCCGCGUAAAUAGUUUAAAAUCGAAAGAGAUGAUACGUACAGGAGACUUUCAUACCACAACAAUGCAUGAUAUAGUAAUUGAAGCUAAAACAAAAUCAAUACUUAAAGACAUAACCUUAGAAGUUUUGCAGCCCCAAGAAACCGGCAUAAAGCUUCAUGGCAAGGUUUUGUUGCCGGCAGACGAACAAUUGACAACAAUACCCGAAGGUUCCUGCUUAUCUAUACAGACAAAAUUACUUAAGCUAUGUACAGGCCCAAAGUGUCCCACAACUCCGACGAGCGGGAAUGAAACAAUCAAAGGCUUAGCGGUAGUCAAUAAUACCGUACCAUACGAUAUCCAACUACCGGAGUUAGAACCUGGUACUUAUGUCAUCAGCGCGGUCUUGCAUAUAGGGCAGUGCCCUGAAAGUGACCAAACGAUGACUCCGGGUGAUUAUUAUAAUGACGAAAUGGUUGAUUAUAUAAUUGCUAUGGAAACAACAGAUGUUGAAAAAGAUAUAAAUGUUGUGAAAUUGAAUAAGCAAGUUACAAGUAGUAUCUACGUGUCUGGGCGAGUUCUCUUUCCAACAAAUGAACCCAUACCCCCAGAAUCAUGCUUGACAAUUUCCUCAAGAAAACUUAUUCAGUGCAGAAAUAAUAACUGCAAAAUCCCACCAGUUUCAACAAGAACAUUUGAAAAUGUUACCAACGAAGGAGGGAUACCCUAUAGUCUCCUCCUUCCUGUGGCGACGCCUGGUAAAUACAUAAUCAGUGCUGUGGUCAAUCUUGGUUGGUGUAAAACGGAAGGUGGAUCGAAGUGGAUUCAACAAGGGGAUUAUUAUAACGACAAAGUUCAUGAUUUUGAAAUUAAAAAUGAAACAACGUCAGUGGGUAAAAAUAUCAAGGUGAUGCCUUUCGAAACAGAAGUAGAAAAAACAGGUGUAAUGGUUCACGGACGAGUGAUUUUACCACCCUCCACAAAUGGUGACUUUCCAAGUAAUUCCUGUUUAACCGUCAAAGCACAAGAAUUCAAGCUCUGUGGAGGAACAAUUAAUUGUGUCAAUCCUAUCUCGGGAAAACAAACAUUUAGUGAGCCUAAAAUUGAAGAUAAUGUAAUACCAUACGCACUUGUUCUACCGAACGUGGCGUCUGGUCAUUAUAUUAUCAGUGCUGUAUUUAACGUUGGUUGGUGCAAGGAAACAGACCCUCCAACAGAGGAAUGGAUACGAAAUGGUGAUUAUCAUAACGAGGAGACCAAUGACUUCGUCAUAGAGUCAAAUGAUGUGGAAAAAGAUGUCGAAGUCGUGCAAUAUUUUGAAACUGUAACAGCUCCGGUUCCUAGUGUAGAAGCCUAUAGACCUUCUAUAAGACCACCAACAACACCAUCCAUAACCUACCCUAACAAACCAGCUGAAGUGCCUAUAGCUCCUGUCAAUCAAGAAACUAAUACCAACACCGCCACAUUAAAUAUUUCCCAGGACUCCUCAAACUCAUUUAAUGGAAAGCAAAUUGACAAUAAUUUAAACACAAGCGAAAAUCGUGUUCCAAAAAUAAGUGAAAAUACCGAUAUAACCGCUGGAAAAGCGACAGGUCUCAACAUGGAGAUAAAAACAACACAGGCAGUGCCCUCCUUCAAGGCUUACAGGUUCUCUACAAAACCUGCAACAAAACCACUGAUUACGGAUCCGCCCAUAACCUAUCCAAAUAUACCGACUGAAACAUCUUCGCCUAAACAAAAGAAUACAAUUAACACGACGACAAUAAAUAAUACUUCUGCGAAUAAUUACCCUGCUAAAGAUUUGAAUGGAAAUACGGCGGCUGGAAAUACGGGAGAUGUCGUCAUGACAACUACAACAAAAAACGUCCCGGGAUAUGUAAUGACAUCGACAGUUCCACCUUCUGUAUCUGAAGCUUCAGUGACAUCUACUGUACCGGCGAACAUUGUAUCGUCGACUAUGCGUCCGAUGGUUGUCGAAAAAUUUGCAACGACACCACAAAUCGGCCCUGUUUCAUCAUCUACUAUUCCAACACUUGCGCAGUCCACAGUAUCCGUCAAAAACGUUGGCGGAACAUAUGGCGAAUCGUCAGGUGGACAACCUCUGAUAAACAAUGACAAGAAAAAUAAUACCGAAGAAAUUAUAACUCUUCCUGCAGGUUUACCAAAAUCCUGUCAGGAGAUUAGAGAGGCUGGUAUAGGUAAUAUGGACGGUCAGUACAUCAUCGAAGCAAGACCCAAAUGUCACUUAAGUAUCAUAUGUCAAGGCAUGGAAAGAGCCAGACCGAAGGAAUUCUUAGGAGGACCAAGUGAAGACGAGUGGAAGUACUGGCAUUAUGCUGUUCUGAUUACAAUUUCUGAUCAAGCCAAACGCAAUAUUCCAGCAGGCGCGUGUUUAGAAAAUACUGCAAGUGGAAAGAAUUUAAUAAAACGAGUACUAAUUGCUGGUGGAAAACAAGAUAAUCCAAUUAGUGAAUGGAAAACAAACAUCGCGAAAUUACUACGAUCUAAAAGGGACAUCGCGCAAGGAGACACUUUAAUAACAAAAGCAAAGAAGAUAUAUAAAGAUAAGACAGAAAGUAACCUGAUGCUUGAUUCAGAGUGGGGCGUUUUAUAACCUUCGAAACAGAACGUGCUGAGAAACUUUGAAAGAGACUUUUAUAUUAAGCAUUUCAAAGCUCCUUGUUAAUUUUACUCGUAAUAAAUACUAGCUUCCUAUUCAACCACAUGACCCAACUUUAUGUUGAAGUAACAUGAAUUAUGGCUGCCAUAUUGGGAGAAAUGAUAUGGAAUACUUACCAAAAAGUGAGCGAAUUACGUCAUCCCCGCUCACUGCGUCACUCGGUCUUGUAAUCUCGAUUUUUACAUAUUCACCAGAUGUUUAGUUUCGUAUUUUAUCUUGUAAAUAUCAUAGAAGGUUAAUUAAUUAAUAAAACAAUUAUUUUAAACACA
This is a messenger RNA of Hydractinia symbiolongicarpus, 6624 nucleotides long. RefSeq lists its product as uncharacterized. The transcript has 25 exons. The record is from RefSeq and is a predicted model, not a curated record. Bases 173 to 6289 code for a protein of 2038 amino acids. Lineage: Eukaryota; Metazoa; Cnidaria; Hydrozoa; Anthoathecata; Hydractiniidae.